AUGGAGGGCCCAGCGACGGUGGAUAGAAUCAGCUCCUUAUCAAACAAGUUACUCUGUCGCAUUCUAUCUCUUCUUCCGAUCAAACAAGCUUUCACCACCACCGUCCUUUCAACCCGCUGGACCCCACUAUGCUACUCCCUCACCACUCUCCGUUUUGACGACGAACCUGUCAAAAACUACAAAGAGUUCCAUCGCUUCUGUCGUUUCAUCGACACACUCAUGCUCUCUCCUCAAGUAUCACACCAAUCCCUCAAAACGUUUUACCUCAAGUGUUGUUUUGGAAUUUACGAAGCUGAUCUUCGAAGCUUCGACGCAUGGGUUGAAGCUGCUAAACGACGCAGCGUUGAGGAAUUUCAUCUUAUCAUGAAUGAGCACACUUUGAAUCCCGCAAUUUUCACCUCUCAAACCCUAGUUGUUUUGAAACUUGAAAAGGUUCAAGUUGAAGCGGAAACUCUGUGUGUUGAUCUUCCGUUGCUUAAAACGCUGCAUUUGAAAUAUGUUUGUUUUAAGUAUCAGAAUGAUAUCAAAAAGCUACUUAAUUCUUGUCCUAAUUUAGAAGAUUUGCAUACUUCUUAUCCUAGAUAUAUGAGACGCGAAGAGAAUAAUGAAGGAGAAGAAUUUGAAUCAUUGUUCUUGUCUAAAUUGGUUAGAGCUGACGUUGGUUCAAUCGAUGUUCCGUUUAAUGCAAUUCAUAAUGUUGAAUUUCUACGUGUUGUUAGGAUACAAGAGGCUUCUUUGCAGAUGAAUAUUGAUGAGAUUUUCAAAGGCAUUCCGUUGUUUCAAAACUUAAUUCAUAUUGAACUAUGGUGUAUUGGUUUUUUUUAUGGUUGGGAUGGUGUAGUAGAAUUGUUUCAGAAUUGUCCCAAGCUUCAAAUUGUUUUCAUUAGAAAGUGGAACGCCAGCUUAUCCAAGGAUUGGGAUUGCCCAAUUUUGGGUAUUGAAUGUGUUGAGUCUCACCUCAGGUCAUGUACUAUUUUAAAUUUUGAAGGCUCGGAAAAUGAUCUCCGAUUUGCAAAGUAUAUUCUGCAGAAUGCGAGACUUUUACAAGAAAUGACAAUUGAGGUUACUACUAGCUCCUCAAAUGAAAUGCAAAAGCAUGAAAUAAUAGAAGAACUAUCCAGUUGUCCAAAGAUGUCUCAAGGAUGUAAACUUACAUUUUGA
Medicago truncatula (barrel medic) is the source of this 1161-nucleotide messenger RNA. RefSeq names its product F-box/FBD/LRR-repeat protein At5g56420. The coding region runs from base 1 to 1161 and encodes 386 amino acids. Gene Ontology annotation, molecular function: protein binding. Lineage: Eukaryota; Viridiplantae; Streptophyta; Magnoliopsida; Fabales; Fabaceae. The record is from RefSeq and is a predicted model, not a curated record. The transcript has 2 exons.